Mya arenaria is the source of this 3299-nucleotide messenger RNA. RefSeq lists its product as uncharacterized. The transcript is spliced from 11 exons. The coding region runs from base 83 to 2641 and encodes 852 amino acids. The record is from RefSeq and is a predicted model, not a curated record. NCBI's taxonomy places the organism in Eukaryota, Metazoa, Mollusca, Bivalvia, Myida, Myidae.
CUAGAAUACUAAAUAUACAAGGUAAUUUUUAAGCUAUGUAAAAUGAGUGCAACCAAACUACUGUACUAAUACUGCGAGAACAAUGCUACCACAAUGGAUAAUAAUAGGUGUUCUAUUUGCCGUGAACCUAACUGGUUGUUUUGGCAACGCCUUUGUGUCCAGGAGCAAGGAUGGAACGAUAUCAGUGGUAGGACCAGCAUUUGUGAACAGGGAAGUUACACUGAAAGUGAUACAGUUCUACCCUUGGGAAUGUGACUUACAAUGGAGGUACAUACUAGACAAGGGCACAACAGUCCAAACACUGAAUGGGACAAAUGUAAACAGAUAUUCGGAAGAUGGGUCAUUCUUUUUGAAAUGGACGGCUUCAGCUGAAUACAACAGAGCUCAGUUCUACGCCGUCUGUUCAACAAACGUUCGAAUUAGAACAGGAAUGACAUCUUUAAAUAUGAAAGAUAUUGUUGGAAAAUGUGGGGCACUCGGGCUUCUAAGUCCUGUAGUCCUCGGCGCGGACGUCGAACUUGGAUAUUUUCCGUCUGGCCAUGUAAUACGGAACAAAACUGACACUAAACGAAAAUGGAAGAAAGACAAUCACGAGAUACAGCUACCUGAAGGGUUUUACUCAGAGAAAAGAGUAACUGAAUAUUUGUACAUAUUGACUAUAUUUAACUUCAAUAAAACAGAUGAAGGAAUGUAUGUUUUAAAUUGCCAUUCAGGUGGCAACACGGAUUCUGUACAGCUUAAUAUUUCAGAGAGACCGAGUUUUCCAGUUCUCGGUCCAAAGUAUCCUGACUUUAAUACAACAGAAUGUAUUUAUGUUUAUGGAGGCUCCAAGUUUUAUUGCAAAACUGAAAAUGGAACAGAGCCAGUACAAGUAGCACUUUUAGUUGGCCAGGAUUUAUUUACUCCUGCUGAAAUCGAAACGAAGAGAGGGAUGUACCGAUUAUAUGACGUUAAUCAACACAUGGCUGGACUGUCAAGACGGAAUGUGACAUGUCAGGUUUCUAAUGCAGCCCUUGAAACACCGUACGAAGUACAAGGCACCUUAUGUAGCGUAGAAAAAGGUAGCCGGCCUGUUCUUAGAGUUCCUGAACAACUUCAUGGAAUAAACUCUACAUCAAUUUGUGAAGUGCGAGAUGCUUUUCCAGCUCCGGAAAUAAAAAUACGCGUUGGAAAAGUUGUGCAAGCAGAUGUUCAACAGAUUGAUUUAUUUAAUGGAUCUUCUCAUACGUUUACCUGCACAGCAACGAUGACAAAGACGAGCAAAACAUGGAAUGGAAAACGAAUGUGCUGUACCAUGAAAACCAAAUACGAGUUUGGUCUUGGAAAUGUGUCAGUAUGCAAAAACAUCAGUAUGAAAUGUGAUCCGACUUUAAAUCUGAACAAGACAUCACCUGUUGAUUUACUUCCGAAUAAAACAGUGGUCGUAAAAUGUACCGUGGAUGACUGCAAUGCAAAUGCAUUAUGGACGCUUAGGUGGGAAGAUGAACAUAACUCUAUAAUAAAGACUUGUAAAAAAACAGAGGAAUGCCUGUUAACACUGAAUUAUAUGGUAGAAGGAGAAAAGACGUAUACAUGCAGCGCCAGGAAAUCACAGGACCUUCUGAACAUUUCAUUGACAGUUUCAAGUUCAAUGAGUGAUGGUGGCCCGACACUGUCGUUCAACACUACAUCACCUGUUUAUUUAUGUCCGAAGAACACAGUGACCGUCAAAUGCCGUGUUGAUGGCUCCAAUGCUAAGGGACAAUGGACGCUUAUGUGGGAAGAUGAAAAUAACACUAUUAUAAAGACAUGUAACAAAACAGACACCUGUCUGUUAACAUUGACCUAUAUGGGAGAUGGAAAGAAGACGUUCGUCUGCAACGCUCGGAAAUCAAAGGAGCUUCUGAGAUAUUUCUUGACAGUUUCAAGUUCAAUUACAAAAGCAUUAUUUAUGCAGUCAACUACUGUAAAAGAAAAUAAUCAUAACAUACUUAACCUAACCUGCAAUUCUGGUGAAACAUGCAUGCCAUGUGCAAUCGCGUGGAGCAGCAACUCUGUCUUUCUUUACCCAAUAUCGACAUCACAAUGGACGAAUAAAAGUGACUCAGGCUAUAUAAGUGUUUCAAAUGCACUCUUUUUCAUAACUAAAGAUGUGAAAGGAAAACGGAUACAAUGUUCUGCAAAUUGUAGGAACGAUUCAUCUGAUAUAAUACAUGAAACAUACACAAUUGGGUUUGAUGCUUUUCAAGAAGCAGCUACCAACCCUGCAUCCUUUGUAGUCCAACCAUUGCACAUGUCGGUCCUUUAUGCGUUAUCUGGAACCAUUUUACUUUUACUCGUAACAACGUUAACCGUGCUUCUAUUUCGUCGAUGCAAAUCUCAGGCGUAUGAAAUGUUUCUGCGCCGAAGAAAACCUGCAUAUAGCGACAAAAGCAACCAUGUGUACGACGCUGUUCAGUCUACUGUUAAGACAACGAUGCUUCACGAGCUAAGAAGAAUAUCUGCAAGUGACCCUGAGAACAUAUCUCCUCUAUCGGCUAUGGAAGAAAACCAAGUCUCUUCAAACAGGAACGUUUGUCACUACGACUAUGUGGAUACCUCAUCCGACGACCAACACCAUGAGACAAUUACACAGGCUGAGUCUUACAUUCACGCGAUAUAAAGCAACUAAUCUAACAAAAUUGUACAGAAGGCACAACCAAUACUAUUUUGUCAAUGUUCGUGAGGAUAUUUUAAUAUGAUUUUUCUAAUCUUUGAGUCGAACUGGAUAUUCUUAAACAUCUUUUGAUCGUAUUGGGUUUAGUCAUGUUUUGUAUUUUGGUUUUAUCCAAUGUUCAAUAUCCCUCAGCAUUUCUCGAGGUCAAGCGUUUUGACCUAUAUAGUUCUAACACAUUUUGUAAAGCCACGGAAUACACAAUUGACACCUAGACUUUUAAUUUAAUAACAUGUAUGCCAUAAUAUAAUAAGAUAUUAUUGUCUACCACAGAUUAGUGAUAAGAUCAAAUAUGAUAUAUAUAGGCUAGAUCUUAGGCUAGUGUAUUUAACAAAUGCUUUUAAAUCUGGUUCAUUAUGUUAAGCCUUGAUCCGCAAUAUGUAUAUACUAAUUGAAACAAUACAUGAUAACAUCUUAUAUUUCAUUUAAUAGUAUUUGUAAUUGAAUUGUACUUAUACUCAUAUUGUAAGUAUGUCUAAGUACAAACUAUUUGUUUAAAUGUAUAUCCACACAUAUUGCAUUAUAUGACUUACAUUGCAUGUAUCGUUGGUCAUAUUUAUCUAAUUCAAUUAUUUAUGAUGUGUAUAUUGUUACUGAAUAAAUUUGU